AUGGAAAACAGCAGCUCGGAAGAGACAGAAAACAAUAAUAAUGAAGACACCGUCCAACAUUUGACGAAAAUGAUAGAGUCGAGGAUCGCCAAGUACGAUAAUGGCAACUUGUCGUCCGGCGAGAGCCGAACCAAGAUUGGUAAAAUGACGGAAGAGGAAUCCUUCUUUUACCAGGCAGUAACAAGGUUGUCAAAAUUGACGGAGUUUCCCUCCGCUUCUUCCUCCUCCUCCGGCUCUAGUUCAGUUUUACAGCGAGCCAUGGCUUUCUUGGAAGAGGAAUUUCGCAUCAUAUUAGAAGAUUCCCGACAUGAUGACGACGUUGCCGCUUCCCCAGCAGUCAAAAACGGCACCGUCACCAAUUCCAAUCGAGAUGACGGCGGCGGCGAUUCGCCGCCGCCAGAAGAGGAGUCGUAUCAGCCGUAUCCGCCGGAGGUGGUGACGAGGAUGAACCGGAUCGCACACGUCAUGCUCUCCGCCGGCUACGAGACGGAAUGCUGCCAGGUGUAUUCCAUUUGUCGCCGGAAUGAUUUCUCCAAACAGAUAAAAAAACUUGAACUCGAGAAAAUCAACACCGAGGAUAUACAUAAGACGAGCUGGGAUUGUUUGGAAGAAGAGAUCAUGAAAUGGGUGAGAGUAUCCAAAAUUUGCUCCAAAAUUCUCUUCCCGGCGGAAAGGGAGCUCGGCGAGGCUGUCUUCUCCGGUCAUCCCAUGAUUUCCCGGAGCCUCUUCAGCAACCUAGCACGCGCCGUCGUCAUUCAGCUUCUCGACUUCGCCGACGCCGUCGCCCAGACCAAACGCGCCGCCGAGAAGCUCUUCAAAUUCCUCCUCAUGUACGAAACAAUCCGGGACCUAAUCCCCGCCAUCAGCGACGGCUGCUCCGACGACUUCGAGCACGAGAUCAAGUCCGAGAUUCUCGCAGUGGGAGACAGAAUCGGGGAAGCCUCCUUAAACAUUUUCUGCGAUCUUGAAAACUCAAUAAAAAACGACAUGGCCGCGAGAAAUCCGGUCCCCGGCGGCGCAGUUCAUCCGCUCACCCGUUACGUCAUCAACUAUCUAAAAUACGCCUGCGACUUCAAAACCACCCUCGAGCAGAUAUUCCAUAAACACGCAAAUCCCGGCGAAACUUCCGACACCGCCGCCAAGCCAACAUCGUUGUUUUCGGCGCAGGUACAAAACAUCAUGGACCUCCUCGACGCAAACCUGGAAGCCAAGUCGAAGCUCUACAAAGACCCAUCACUCCGCCUCGUGUUCUUGAUGAACAACGGCAGAUACAUAUUACAAAAAAUCAAAGGCUCCCCGGAGAUCCACCAAGUAAUGGGCGACAAAUCUUACCGGAAAAGAUCGACGGUGGUGAGACAGUUCCACAAGAACUACCAGAGAGAAACGUGGAGUAAAGUGCUGCAAAUCCUAACCCACGAAGGAUUGCAACACCACGGUAAAGUAGCCAUACCCGCCUUGAAAGAAAGGUUCAAGACUUUCAGCAACAUGAUGGACGAGAUACACAAAUCGCAGAGCAGUUGGGUGGUGAACGACGAGCAGCUUCAGUCGGAGCUUAGGGUUUCCAUAUCGGCGGUGGUGAUUCCGGCGUACCGGUCCUUCGUGGCCAGGUUUAAACAACAUCUUGAUGGUAAUACUAAGCACCCGGAGAAGUAUAUAAAGUAUCAGCCUGAUGAUAUUGAGACAUUGAUCGAGGGAUUAUUCGAUGGUAAUACCACUUCAAUGAGUAGGAUCAGGAAGAAUUAAAUUAGCUAGCUAGUAUAGAUCCAAUUUCUCUUC
Molecule: messenger RNA, 1776 nt
Organism: Ipomoea nil (Japanese morning glory)
Lineage: Eukaryota; Viridiplantae; Streptophyta; Magnoliopsida; Solanales; Convolvulaceae
Product: exocyst complex component EXO70B1-like
Exons: 1
Coding region: 1-1743 (580 amino acids)
Biological process (GO): exocytosis
Cellular component (GO): exocyst
Molecular function (GO): phosphatidylinositol-4,5-bisphosphate binding
Source: RefSeq, a predicted model, not a curated record